CAUCUGAUUAGCCUAUAUAGGACACAAUAUUUAAAAGGUAGAUGAGCCCUGGAUUUGAUUGAUUUUCCAUGGUGGAAUUGAUUGAUCAUACAAUUUAACAGCUGUGACGGAUCUUAUUAUUUGGAAUGCGACUGAAUCUGUAAGUUCAUUUUGAUGUCCUGUAUUUUAUUUCAGACAUCUCAUGCUCACUAGACUAUAUGAUAGUACUUUCGUCAUAAAAAUGGUAUGUGCAUCAUAGAAUUUCAAUUUUCCUUGACAAUUUCUUGUUCUAUAAUCAGGGUGACCCAUGGACUUCUAUUCGUGGGCUGGUCUAAUUGUAUUCUUCGGUGGGGGGGCGUGAGUUGCUGCUGUUUGUUUUGGUGAGGUUGCCAAAUAAUGCAUUUAACCUACAUUUGUGUUCCACUAACCAAAGGAAUGUGACGUAGGGGAGUAGUCUUUUGGUUCGUAGCCCCACCUACCCAUCCUGCAGCACCGCAGCCUGUUGGACUUAGGACAAUUUUAGGUCUAUUUCGGCUGUGUAUGAUUAAACAAAAUCUAAACGACAAUAUUGCAUCUCUAAUAUUGAAAAAUAUCAGAGCCGUCGACUUACAUUUGGUUAUUUUACGAAUUUUACGAAGCGUACGUGCAUGCCGUGUGCGAAUGCGUCACCCCCUAAAUCUGUGACAGACAGAUAAGAGUCAUCGUCCCGACGUUGUGUAACAGAACUCGACUAGCGAAGUCUCAGCGAAGAACGCUGAGCGUUGCAACAAAAUAUGAAGCACAUAUGAAGAACGAUCUGACCAGAAAAACCGGCAUCGUCUUUUGUUAGUGUUCUUUUUAAACAAAACAGACCAGUUCCUUUUGGUGGGCCUUCGUCUAAACAUACGACAUGCAGCUUGAUCGGCGACUGUUGCUUGCCCACUGUGCCGCCCACACCCUGUCGGUCCUCGCCGGACUCCUUGUUGUGAUACCCCUUGCACUUAACGGAUCGGCAUUCAAAGGGAGGUGUGCCCUUUUUAGUCAAGGAUUUUGGCGGACGGAGAAUCAAACUCUGACUACUGGGGAGUCAAACGAGGUAUCUCACUUGGUCAUUCAACAAUGGGGUCCCCCAGCCGCCUGCCAAUUCGCGACGUUCGUCGGAGUGUUCACCGUGUUAUACGGAGCAGCGCAGGGAUGGCGAAGCUUGUUCUACCUUCACAGUAGACAUGAUGAUACCCUUCUCUCAGCUUUCCUCACCCUUCUCCUGAGUCUGUGUCUGUUUUUUCUGUCUGGUGGGGCAAGUGUCACUCUCUCUCUGGGACUUGUGUCCUGGUGUGAUGUCGUGACACAACACAACUCCCGACCAUACAGCUGUGCAGAAUCACAGUCCAUACCUCUAUACCUGGAUGUUGAGACCUCAUCAUUUUACUCAGAGUUAAGCUGUGCACAGGUGUGUAUAAUUAAACUCCUAACUGACUUUGCAUAUAUUUCUGUUUCACAUUCUCUCACACACUCCAUUAUUAAGUAUAUUCUUUGUAACAGAUGGAUAUCUUAACAUACAGGGUCUCACAUUAACAGGGUUUUUAUCCUAGAC
This is a messenger RNA of Clupea harengus (Atlantic herring), 1552 nucleotides long. NCBI's taxonomy places the organism in Eukaryota, Metazoa, Chordata, Actinopteri, Clupeiformes, Clupeidae. The record is from RefSeq and is a predicted model, not a curated record.